Loa loa (African eye worm) is the source of this 2972-nucleotide messenger RNA. RefSeq lists its product as hypothetical. NCBI's taxonomy places the organism in Eukaryota, Metazoa, Nematoda, Chromadorea, Rhabditida, Onchocercidae. Bases 66 to 2852 code for a protein of 928 amino acids. Gene Ontology annotation, molecular function: nitric-oxide synthase binding. The record is from RefSeq and is a predicted model, not a curated record. The transcript is spliced from 17 exons.
CAUCAUCAUCAUCAUCAUCAUCAUUACCAUUACCAUUAACAACAAUAAGAUAACUGAGAUACGAAAUGUUACGAUUUUCGAGUACAGAAUCGAACGACAAAGCUCUUUCCGAAGAACAGCGAUUCUACUAUUUGCGGUUGAUGGCCAAGCCAUCAAGCGACAAGAAUGAACCAAUAAAAACAAAAUUUGUUCGCUGGUCAUUACCGUGUCCCCAACACGAAAGUCUUGAAACUGAUCAUGAUCUCGAGAGUCAAGCAAUGCGUGUCGUACGAACGAUCGGACAAGCAUUUGAGGUAUGCCAUAAAGUGGCGCAGGAGCAAAUGCAAGAGAAGUAUCAAGAGGAUUCAGAAUGUAGUUCUAAUGUAAGGGUUAAAAAUUCACUCACAAGCACCGAAGGUGAUCAUGCUGAAAUGGAGGAAAAGUUAGCAAAAGUAAGCGAAGCUUCACCUAGUCUGUCACCAGCUGAUGAUCCACCACCGGCUACGACACCUGCCACACCUGCUUACCUGCAAAAGCAUCAUUCCAUAUUUGGGCUGCGAAAAUCUUCCGAUGCAAUCUUAAAUCUAUCAGCUACAUUGGAAGCAACAGCCGUGGCCACUACCACUGCAGCCAAAGAUUGUGCCCAAGCAAGCACUUCCAGCGAGCCACAAAAAUUCUCACCCACUCAAACGAAUCCAGUACAACAGUCCGCUUCAUCUCCCGCAAAUAAUCCAGCAGUUGCUACAAGUACCAGUGACUCAUUGCCUUUCGUAUCCGGCUCCUCAACUUUACCGCAUUCAAUAACAUGGGGACCACAGAUGGCCGCUGGUCAAUUCCAGUCAAUGCAAACACUCGACCAACGUAGUUUGCCGACUAUGCCUUAUUAUCCUAUACCGGUGAUGGGUCCAUCAGCAUCGAUGCCAUAUGGACUUAGUUCACCAUAUUUAUUAUCACCUUAUGCAACUCUGCCGUUUCCGGGGAAUACCUCCGAACAGCAAGCUUCUACUACCAACCCGAACAUUCCUGGAAGUCCUCUUGAAGGACAAGAUCUCACCGCCUAUCAGCUCAGUUUAUCCUUAGAUCAGUACAAUCAACAUUUGAUACGUUCGCAAUUGGAUCAAGCUCAACAAACCGCCCAAGUGGCAAGCUGUCAGGUGCAGCUAUUAAGAGAUCAGUUGACAAGUGAGACAACUGCUCGAAUAGAAGCACAAUCUCGCACACAUCAGCUGUUGAAUGCGAAUCGUGAAUUGUUAGAGCAAGUGCAAGCGCUCGUUCUAAGGCUUCAGUCACUCGAAACGAGACUUGCCGAGGAAAUUCAAGAACAAAUCAAUCAGCCGUCAACAUCAAAGGGACAGCCAGAAAUUGCAACGUCACCAGCUAAAGCUGCAAGAUCAAGACCAACAUCAGAGCUAACUACUUCAUUGCACGAACAGUUUAAGAAUGAAGCGAAAGUUCCCGGCCCACCUCCAGUUGACCCUUUAAAGCCGUAUCAGUUGCAAUCGUUAGCGGAUAUACGUGCUGGCUCGUUGCCACCUCAGGGAGUUCAAUCGAAGAGCACUUCAACAAAAAAUGCGCGUUUGACAGACGAUUUGGGAGCCCGAACUGAACCAGAAAGUGGAGCGGAGGACACAACAGAUUAUAGUUCCUCGGACCAAUAUGAGAAAGCACCGUUUCCAAUAAGUCAACAACAACGAUUACCACCUCUGCCCGAACCGCAUCUAGAUGUAUUAAUGUCCAAUCCACAGGUAAUGCCAAAUUUGUCGUCAUUUUUCUCUGCUCAAUCACCGUCCUCUGACAGCUAUAUUCCCAACUAUCUGGCAUAUCCAGCACGGAAUCAAAAUCCUGAAGAUGAUGAAGAGCAGCAAAAUCCUUCAUCGUCUUCUCGACGUAUGAAGGAGCGGUCAAGAACAGUGAAAGAUGGAGCUUUGUUCAAACGAAUGUCAUUCAAUCCAAGACUUUGGGAAACAAGACGGAAAGAUGUGGAAACAGCUAGUAAUACAAUUGCGGAAAGUAUCGAUGAAAGCCAAACCAUGUCAAGAAAGGUUUCUGGAAAACAGAAAGGAAUAUCAAAAGAUGAAAAUAUCGAUAAUAAAAGGAAAAAAUCUGAUCGAUUUCAAACAUCUUUAGCAGAACCAGGGACAUCUCUUACGGAGGAACGAUAUAAGGAACCAUCAGAUGCGGGAGAAGCGGAAAUACCAUUUAAAAUAAAUGCAACAAAGCGAAGGUCGUUGUUUUCCAGCGAGACAGUUCAGUUGGAACCUGCUUCAUUACAUUUAGCAACAGCCAUGUAUCCACCAAGACGGAUGGAAGCAGUGAUUACAAGCAAACCACAGUUGCAUAAAAAGGAAUCACUGAAGAAGAAUAGUACACCAACUGGAGGGUUUCAGAGGCUUUCACAGGAUAUUGAGGAAGAGGUACCUACAUUUGCGCAGCAACAACAACCCAUUGGUAAUGGACCUAUUUCAUCGCCACUGUCCAAUCGACAACUGGCAAACCAUAUCGGAGCUUUGGAUGAGAAAGAAAAAUCGCGAAAAACUAGUAAUAGUGGAUCGAGUCAGAUGGUGACACUGCAAGAAGCACUGAAGCAUGGCUUGGCUAGCACCAGACAACAACUAAUUCAAACCAAUGAAACAUUAGAUGGAAUGCGAGGUUCAUUACGAUACGUGGAGUCAGAAAAGCAGAAAUUAGGUGAUCCGGUGGUACUGGCAAAGCUCACCAAGCUACCGUCCUUUAUGUCUGCUGCAGCUGAUUCCUCAGAAGAGACAUACGAAUCAUCUACAUUUCCUUGUGCAUCGCCGAAAUCAACGAAUGGUUCGAGUAAUGUAACAGAACAGAAUGUAGAAGCUCGAAAGGGUGAUACUGGGGUCCUUUAAAGGGUAAUAACCCUUUAAAUUGACAUAAAUUGAUUAUAUUAGUACUUUAUAUAAAGGAUUUACUUCCAUUCAUUCCAUUUUUGACGUUGUCAAUUAUUUAAAACUUGGCAAAAAAAAAUC